AUGCUGGAUUUAGAUUGUGAGCAGUGUGGGAGCGCGCGUAUCACUUCUCGUCCCUUCCCCUCUGCCUGCCCCUCGUGUGCGUACGCAGAGUGCACGCUUAAAGGCGCGGCACAGGUUUGGGGUCUUCCCCGGCGUCUUGUUGUGCUGCCGCCGGACCGGGUCGGGGCUACAUGGUCCCUGACCUCCGUGCACCUCAGGCUUAUUCACUCAGAUUGUGAGCAGUGUGGGAGCGCGCGUAUCACUUCUCGUCCCUUCCCCUCUGCCUGCCCCUCGUGUGCGUACGCAGAGUGCACGCUUAAAGGCGCGGCACAGGUUUGGGGUCUUCCCCGGGAACGAGAAGUGUGGCUUACCGCUGUCUUUCAGGCCGCCCCCCUGUGA
This is a messenger RNA of Knipowitschia caucasica, 378 nucleotides long. The record is from the annotation of a GenBank genome assembly. NCBI's taxonomy places the organism in Eukaryota, Metazoa, Chordata, Actinopteri, Gobiiformes, Gobiidae.